UGCGCUAUUUUUAGAUCUCGCGUCUGGAUGCUGCGCGCGCACGCGUGCGUCCGUCUACGGCGCGCGCUGGAGAACCGCGGGUGCGUUUUUAUGAAUGAGUGUGUGAUCGCCAUCGUUUCUCUCAUAGCAACCCAUAAACGAGCAGGAACAGAUAUAUACUUUUUCAGGACUCACGUGAUGCUGUACGCUCUUCACCAUUGGCUGACUUCUCGAUGAGCUUACACACAGCAGGGACAGCUAGAAGAAAACACAGAAGAGACCCGGAAACAGCAGAACCCCUCUGCAAGAGAGAGACGGAUCAAAGGAGAGGAAGUCGGGACGCUGAGACCGAGGUCUGAAGCUCAAGUUAUGCUGCAGACCAUUUAUGAAGCUGACUCCAGCAUCACUGCCGAGUGGAGGAGGAGAAGCCUGGACACACACGCCGCUGCCAUCGGAUCAGACUCAGAGGGGUUGUCCGCGUCGGGCACAUCUGAGGUCAGCAUGUUGGACUGGGACCGUGAUUCGGAUGACUGGGAGAAGCAGUUACAGCGCGAGCUGCUUCUGAUCCAGAGACAGCAGCAGAUCCAGAAACAGCUGCUCAUCUCUGAGUUCCAGAAGCAGCACCAGAACCUGCUGAGACAACAUCAGGCCCAGCUCGAGGAGCACAUCAAGGUACAGCCAUCUCACAGGGAACCCUCCCACAACUUUGGCAAGCUCCAGCAGGCUCUGCUAACUCUACGGCAGCAGCAGGAGGUGUUCGCUGAGGAGCGUCGGCUGGUGUGUGAGGAGGAGAGAGAGGAGGUGCGCGAGGACGAGAAGGAGCUCCACAGGAGAGAAACACAGAAACACCAGCACCACAGACGGAAGGAGCGAUCUAAAGAGAGUGCGAUGGCAAGUACUGAAGUUCGUCAGAAACUGCACGACUUUCUGAUGAGUAAAUCGACUAAAGACACGUCUGUGUCCGGCGCUGGUUACCCUCUCAGCCGCUCAAAACUGUGGUACAGCUCCGCCCACCCGGGUCCUGCCGAACAGAGCUCCCCUCCUCUAGGAGAGACUCCGCCCACCUUCAAAUACCCUCUGACCUCUGGCCUGGACUACAGAGAGGACUUCCCUCUCAGGAAGACUGCAUCUGAGCCCAAUCUGAAGGUCCGGUCCAGACUCAAGCAGAAGGUUUCUGAGAGAAGAAGUGGACCGAUACGCCGCAGAGACGGCAGCGUUCUCGUCACGCCGAUGAAAAAACGUACUUUAGAACUAACAGAUUCUUCAGCCAAUGAGAGCCCUGUAGGUUCUGGACCGAGCUCACCCAUUGGCUUGUGCAGCAAUGAGAACGGAGCAUCAUACCGAUCCAGCACCAGCCAAAUUGAGCGGUGUCUGUCUCAGAGCGGCGUCCUACAGACGGAUGGAUCCCUGUCCCUGUUGAACCUCUACACGUCCCCCUCUCUGCCCAACCUCACGCUGGCUCUGCACCCGGCUCACGCACACCUCUGCACGGGUACGGCGCUGAAGGACCGGAGCACAGAAGGUCUGGCCGCGUGUCCCGUCUCGCUGGAGGGUAAAGUGAGCAACGGACAGCAAGCGCUCCUGCAACACCUGCUUCUGAAGGAGCAGAGACAGCAGAGGAUGAUCUCGCCUGUCACAGGCAGCGUCCCCGUGCUGUCCUCGUCUCCUCUGGCGAUGAAGGAGCGUGCGUCGGCGGGCGCUCGCGUCAGGUUACCGCGACACCGACCCCUGAACCGCACGCAGUCGGCACCGCUACCACAGAGCGCUCUGGCCCAGCUCGUGCUGCAGCAACAACACCACAACUUCGUGGAGAAGCAGAAACAGUUUCACCAACAGGUUCACAUCAGCCAGGUUCUGUCUCAGUCCAUCGAGCAGCUGAGGAACUCCAGCACUCAUCUGGAGGAGGAGGAGGAGGAGGAAGAGGAAGAGCACAGAGAGCCAGAGAUCACAUCGCCCCCUGCUGGAGUCAUCCGCAGCCGCAGCUUCAGAAACACACACACCGAGCCCAGAGCGAUCCGGCUGAAAACGGAGCCCGAGGAUGGAGAGAUUGAGGAAGGAAGAGGGGACAUGAGAGAGAAGGGCACCGGAAGAGAUGCAGGUGAAGAACAGAAGGAGAUUUCAGCUCCGCUCAAACGAAGCGACGCCGAACGCCGUCUUGAAAAUAUGACGGAAACUGAUGUUUGAAAAAAAAAAGAAAGAAAUGAAGAAAGAAAG
Molecule: messenger RNA, 2193 nt
Organism: Rhinichthys klamathensis goyatoka
Lineage: Eukaryota; Metazoa; Chordata; Actinopteri; Cypriniformes; Leuciscidae
Product: histone deacetylase 9-B
Exons: 13
Coding region: 349-2163 (604 amino acids)
Biological process (GO): chromatin organization
Cellular component (GO): histone deacetylase complex
Molecular function (GO): histone deacetylase activity
Source: RefSeq, a predicted model, not a curated record